GGUUAGCAGCUCGGGGACACUUUGAUUAAACACCGGCUUGGGUGGGCUCGAUGGCUGAGUCAGGACCCUGUGAUGAUUCUCCCUCCCCUGGCUAUUGUAAACACUUUCUCCACUGGACCCUGGCAGAGCUGUUAAGCCGGCAACGGGGUACCAAACAGCUCUGUGUCACAUGAGAGGACUGGCUGGAGUCACGGUGGCCCGGGAUACUAUUCUUAGCUGUAGGAAUGUACACAGUGGCCUCAUGGCGAGCUCCACAGCGCCUAACUGGAAAGCCUCGUCGUUUCUCUGUGUCAUGCUCCUUUUCUCUCCCUGACUGCACUACCCACUUUCUGUCUGGAUAAUGUUUGGGUCAUCUUUGAUUGGAACACAUACUUUCUGACCACACUGACCAGACAUUUUGGAUACUGAUUACUGAUUUUCUGAGGGCAGGAGAAUGGCCUUAAGACCACAAGACGUUUUCUCUUUCAAAGACUCUGAACUGCCCUCCCACCUUCUUGCCCAGCUCAACAUCCUUCGUCAGGAACGUAUCCUGACGGACGUCCUGCUCUGCACUGAGCACCAGGAGAUCCCCUGCCACAGGAAUGUCCUGGUGUCCAGCAGCCCGUACUUCCGUGCCAUGUUCUGCAGCAACUUUCUGGAGAGCAGUCAGGCCCGAGUGAAUCUGAAGGGAAUCUCCUCAAAUGUCCUCAGUGGCAUCGUGGACUAUGUCUACACAGGCUGUGUCACUAUCACCAUGGAGAUAGUGCUCCCGCUCAUGCAGGCAGCCUCCAUGCUUCACUAUGGAAGUCUCUUUGAGGCCUGCUCCAUGUUCCUGCAGGAGCAGCUGAGUCCAGAAAACUGUCUGAGCAUGAUACGACUGUCUGAGAUCCUUCACUGUGAGAGUUUGAGGGAGAGGGCGAAGGAGAUGGCUGUGAGGUGUUUCUCUGAUGUGGCCGCUACGGAAGACUUCUGUGAGUUGUCUCUACCUGAGCUAAUGUGUUACCUAGAAGACGACCGACUUUGUGCUGAGGAGGAGCAAGUGUUUGAGACCCUCCUGGCAUGGAUCCACCAUGACCCGUUCUCACGACGCGGUGCAAUCCACGAUCUCUUCAAGAAAGUCCGUCUUCGCUACAUCCACCCAACUUACCUCUUCCAGUUCAUUGCUAAUGACCCACUGGUGCAGUCCUCCACCCUCUGUACUGAGAUAAUCGAGUCAGUGCGUCGCCUCAUGCUUACAGUCAGCACCAAGUGUAGCCGAGAGCUCAAGCCGCUUUGGACAACACCACGACGUUACACCUGCAGAGAAACACUGGUGGUGGUUGGAGGACGCAAAAACAAUGAACAGACCUCACGAGAAGCCCUACUAUAUGAUGAGAGGACUCAUCGGUGGCAGUGGUUGGCCAAGCUUCCUCUGCGCCUCUACAAAGCUGCAUAUGUGUGUAUUCAUAGCAUCCUCUAUGUGCUCGGCGGGCUCAGCCUCUGCAUGACAUCAGGUGACAGUUCAGUCAGCGCCACAGUUUACACACUCUCCCUGAAGACCAACCAGUGGCGGACUGCUGAGCCCAUGUUGGAGCCACGAUACGCCCACCAAAGUGUGUCCUAUCUGCACUUUAUUUUUGUGUUAGGAGGCAUUGGGGUGGACAAAAAGAUCUCUCAGUCUGUAGAAAGAUAUAACAGCAUGUUUAAUCAAUGGGAGGCCAUGGCACCAAUGCCCACAGCGGCGCUGCACCCAGCUGUUGCAGCCAGCGAUCAGAAGAUCUAUGUUUUCGGAGGGGAGGACGCCAUGCAGAAUCCAGUCAGGCUGAUUCAGGUGUAUCACAUCUCUCGUAACUUGUGGUCAAGGCUAGAAACAAGGACGGUGAAAAAUGUUUGUGCUCCCGCUGCUGUCAUUGAAGACAAGAUCUACAUCAUAGGAGGAUACACCAGGCGAAUGAUUGCCUACGACACCAAAGCCAACAAAUUCGUCAAGUGUGAGAACUUAAAGGAGCGGCGGAUGCAUCACAGUGCUACAGUGAUCAACAACAAGUUCUAUGUCACCGGUGGACGUAUCCUCAACGGCCACGAUGUCAUCGAGGACUCAGACUGCUUCGAGUGUUACGACCCAAAGACAGACGUUUGGACCUCUAAAGGUUCUUUGCCGUACAAGCUGUUUGACCACGGCUCCCUGCCGCUGGUCUGUGUUUCCAACCGACCCAACCCACCGUGAGCCACCAUCCAACCAGUUACUUGGGUGAAUGCUUUGCUGCAUGUUCUUCUUCACCUCCCCUUUGCUGUGACUUAACGGCCUCUAACUACACAAAUGGGAAACCAUUUCAAACUGACUGCAUUCCUUCACGCAGCUCACACUGCCACAACUUAGCAGCACGUUAGGCCAGGCCGACUUUCAUCUGACUCAAAGGAGAGCCCAGCUGACAGGCAGAGGUGUCAUUACUAAGGCACCUGGUGUGGAACUGAGCUGAGAGCCCAUGAGAUGACGGGAGGCAGACGUACUUACAUAACAAGCAGCUGUUCAGACACAUACGUAAUCCAAAAAGCUCUUUCCGCAGAUGGCUGCGCUCGUUUGAUGAUAACUAAAAGUGUUAAUGCUUUAAUUUCCCAGACAUUUAUACGCAGCAUGGCACUGCCUGGCAGCUGCAGCUGACUUCACUGUAACAAUUAAAUACAUAGGGAACUAGAGACUUGGAGAGCGCAGACCUCCACCAGGGCCAGAUGUUCCUGCUUGUAAUGUUAACAGAAGUGAAAAAUAAAUUGUGAAUCCGCCCCAUGAUUUGGAUCUGCUCCAAAAUAUAGUGGGCUUUCCUUGGUCCAUACUACACCUUUCCACCAAGUUUCAUGAAAAUCAGGCCAGUAGUUUUUCUGUAAUUCUGCUGAUAACAACUGACCUGAAAAAAUAACCUUUUUGGCGACAGCAUGGGCAGAUUAUGUGACAAUGGGCCCCUGGGCACAGACAUGCAAAGGGCCCCACCACCUCUCCUACAGCGGAGCAAGACAGACAGACUUUCUUUGUAGUCUUUAUGUAUCUUUUUGAGGUUUUGUGGUCAUUUUGUGUGUCCUUGUGGUUGUCUGGUGUGCUUUUGUAGUCAUUUUGAGUCUUACUAAGGUAAUUUUGUGUCUCUCUGAAGUAAUUUUAUGUCUUCUUGUGGCUGUUUCGUGUUUCUUUGUUGUUGUUUUACAUGUUUUUGUAGUUAUUUUGUGUGUCUUUUGCAUCUCUGUGUGGUCUUUUUGUGUCUCUCUGUGGUCAUUUUGAGUCUCUUCCUGGUCGGUCCAUGUUAAUUUGAUAUCUGACAUUUUGCAAGUGAAGGCCCCCUGACACUCUGGGCCCCUGGGCCUGUGCCCAGUGGGCCCAUUCAGUUAUCCGUCCAUGGGCAGAGGUAACUAUGUCUGGCUGUUUGUUAACUCCAUGAGCUUUGCUUCUUGUGUAAAACUGAAAAUAACAGAUUAGACAGCUAAUAUAAUUUGCACUUUAUGGAAAAAAACAUUCCUCCUUGACCCACAUGCUUCUAUCAGAGUGCACUUGCUGAUGAGAACAACAGUGACAGAACAUGGACAAGCUCCCUCUGCAGAGGACAGCAGUCUGUUGUUUUGGCUGAAAUGUCGAAAAGAAGCACACUAUUACUUAAACAAAAUUACCUGGGCCAACUUUGUUCCAGUUCAGCUGGCUUGAUUCAUGACUUUUAGAACUGAACCCCCAACAAAGCAUGUUCUGUAUUGUCUCAUUUAUGUUUCUUUCGUGCAGCACAUCUAGUGUAAGCAAUAUGAGGUAAAGCAAAAAUAUGCUUUAGGUGAGUCAAAGCACUGUAAACACAACGAUUUGUGCUUCGCAGUGGUGGUUUACUUUUCAUUUCACCAUGUACAGUUGUUGGAUAAAGAAAAAAGCUUCACAGGCAGCUACAUUGAUGUGAGGACAUGUGACAAUGCUGCCUCUGAGGCAAGUGCAUGGCAGGGAUGCAGUGUCCUACUAAGGGCGAUUAUGACUGGAAAUGGUGUACAUGUGGAGAUUUUCAGGGUUUGCAGCCUGUAUAAUGGGCUCAUGUAAAUGUGCAACCUGCAGGUGGUUUCUCAGAAACAUGUCCAUUAAUCUGAAAUCUAUUUUCUAUUCAUGUGAGAGCAAUAGCUGUGCUGUAUCGGAGGACGGUGUAAGACAAUGAGACCGUGGAACCUCUCCACAAGCCUGUUACUUCAGUCGUUGCCCUGCAACCCUCUCGACCCUUAUGGAGCGCAUACUCACUGUUGUGCUCCAGCCCCUGGCCCUGGUAACUGUUGCCAUGGCAACCCUGUUAUCGCCCCAUCGGAUCAUUCGUGGCAUGCAUCCCUGUAGUGGGUCUAUUUAAGAUUACAUCACUGAUCAACUGUGUUGCUGUUGCUUGCACAUUUGACUCUCUUUCUUUCUUUCUUUCCUUCUUUCUUUCAUGUUUUAUUUCCUACUGUACAAUAUGCUUAUAUUUUGGAUAUUGAUUCCCCUGUCUCUGACUUGGUUUAUAAAGGAACACUGUAACGGCUGGGUUUGUGCAGUAUGUGAUAAUACUAAAAAGACAGUUUCAUUUGAUUGCUUUGAAUUUCUCUGCACAGGAGUAAAAAUAAUAGCAUCUGUUUUGGACACAGUACAAAUGCUGUUAUUGUUUUACUGGACUUGUCUUUAGUUGAACUUGGUGCCAAUUUACAGGGUUAUCCAUUUAUUUAAAGACUGCAAGGGUGUAGGAUUCGAAUUUUGAAUGUCAGACACUUAAUUUCCUGCAUUCUGGUGAAUUUUUCUUUUUUUCAUCAGUUUAUGGUGUAAAUGUUUUUAAUUUUGACAAAAUAAAAGUCUUGGUGGACAAAUGCA
Epinephelus fuscoguttatus (brown-marbled grouper) is the source of this 4801-nucleotide messenger RNA. It is a transcript of the gene klhl38a, whose product is annotated as kelch-like family member 38a. Gene Ontology annotation, molecular function: protein binding. NCBI's taxonomy places the organism in Eukaryota, Metazoa, Chordata, Actinopteri, Perciformes, Serranidae. Bases 434 to 2185 code for a protein of 583 amino acids. The transcript is spliced from 4 exons. The record is from RefSeq and is a predicted model, not a curated record.